AUGGCUGACAUUGGACCUCUCCUUGAUAUCGAUCCAAAAUGCAUACGUCCGUCAGAAUGGCUGGCUUGUGGCUCAAUACCCAGGUCUCGAUACUCGGCUGCGUGGCCGAUUAUUGGCGGACGCAUUUACUUCGACGAAGGCAGCGAUAAGGAUCUGGUUGAUCUCUUCAUGGACGUACGUGGAUACGCGCCCGACCGUUUCCGCGAACAUGACGAUUUUCAACCAUAUGUGUAUGACUGGGACGAGGAAUGUUUCGUUGGAACUGAGAGCUGGCGUACGUCGAGUGCGUCAAUCCAAGAGACGGGUGUGGCAGGCGCAGGGCUGGGGCUUGGGCUUGCCCUAUCGCAGUUUGCGCGGCCGACGCCAUUUGGGUACGCUGGCUAUCUUCGCGGGAUGGUUGUGAUGGACUGA
Messenger RNA from Alternaria arborescens, 411 nucleotides. RefSeq lists its product as hypothetical. The record is from RefSeq and is a predicted model, not a curated record. The transcript has a single exon. The coding region runs from base 1 to 411 and encodes 136 amino acids. NCBI's taxonomy places the organism in Eukaryota, Fungi, Ascomycota, Dothideomycetes, Pleosporales, Pleosporaceae.